CCUCGGGGAAUGAAACGGUUGCCGUAUGGUGUAAAUUGCAAAAGGUGGAAAUGGAGCCGCCUCAAUGGUAUCUCAAGCAGCUCAGGUAUUUGCAUUGGUAAAUUCUUCUACGAGAUUCUUCCCCCACCCCGUGCCAAAGCUCCCUGGAGGCAGGGAAGGAGUGGCCGGUAGCAUCUCAAAGUAGAAACGUGAAUUCAGUUCAGUUCUCGGAAUUGUCCCUAGUGCCGACAUGCAAUUCACCAUCGCCCAGACUGAGAGAGCGAGCGACUCUCUAGGAGCACCCUAUGUGGUUUACGGUAUUCAUCUGGAGGGAUAUCUCUUCUGUAAACUCAGGUACAGUCAGCUGCACAGGUGGAAUGAAAAGUUGAGGCGUUAUUUUGGGAGCAGUCUUGUGCCACGUUUUCCACCUAAGAGUUAUCUUGCACAGACCGAGUCUAUGGCUGAAGAAAGAAGGCUUCAGUUACAGCAGUAUCUUCAGAAAGUUGGAGAGGAUCCUGUUAUAUCGGUCAGUGAAAUAUUCACUACUUUAUUGAAGAAUGCCCAACAGGAAACCUUUAAGGUUCGUGCACAAGCUAUUCUGUUGGAGAUUCUUCUUGCAGAUGGGAAAAGGCUCCAGAUUGACACCCACACAUCUCACUCAGCCAACAGGGUGUUAGAGAUUGCUGCCCAGAAGGUUGAAUUGUCAAGGCAAUUUUUGGAACAUUUUGCCCUCUAUCUCGUCUGUGAACUUUCUAAUGGAGGAUAUUCUGUGCUGAAAAAGUUGAAUGCAUUCGAACUGCCAUAUGUGAGUCUAUGGAGUCUGCAGGACGAGAACUGCAGAAUAAUGAUCAGGAAAAGUUAUUUGGAUCCCUUGGAGGAUAAAAUGCUUAUGGAAAGUAGUGGUGGCAUCACCCUAUUGUACAGCCAGGCUACACAUGAGCUGGAGAGAGGCUGGACUAGUCCUACUCCGGAGCAGUACCAGCAACUGAAAGCGUUCCAGGAUGCGGAAAUGAAGAUAGAGUUCCUUGAAUCUGCAGAGAAAGUAAAGUUCUAUGGGUAUAUUAUGUUUGAGGCCUGCACCUGUGAUUAUCCGGAACCCGACUCUUCUGCUGUUGUUCGGGUGGGUAAUGACGAAAUUAACUGCUGCAUCCAGCUAUCAAGUAACCACAUCAAAGAGGUCAGCUUCAAAGUUGACAGAAUUAGAUGCUGGAAGAUCAGUCUGCAGGUACAAGAUGAAACAGAACUGAAACCGGAACUGAGUUUUGAAUAUCAAGAUAGCCGAGGUUUGUGGCAGUGGAUCACGAUUUACACUCACCAGGCCUUUCUACUUAGUAGAUGUAUACAAGAGAUUGUAAUAGAAAAACUGAAGAUAUCCGAGGGAUACGCAGAAAUGCAGAUUGAAAAUGCAACAUCAGAAUUUAGGUCAACACCCUGGAAUUCUCUGACUGCCUUGAGUAAGCAUUCUGGAGUUGUGCUACAGAAAAUGUUACUUAAGAAAUGAAAUCGUGAAACAAGCAUAUUUGGAUAAAUCGCUGAUGAGGAAUUGUGACCACAGUCAAAGCCUUUAAGUACAACUUUAACAUGUUUGUUUGCACAAUAGCCUAUCUGGGUUAAUUACACUUAGGGAGUGUAAAUUGUACAUCGUCUACCCUCUUUAUUUAAUAACAAAGGAUGUUUUUGAAGUUUUAUUCCUCCAUGAGGGAACUGGUUACUUAAGCCAUAUAAAUUGGGUUAGGUUAGGUCUGAGCUAUUUUGACUUUUCUAUGUUUAAAUACACAGAGGACUUUGGAGCAAUGGCUUUUUCUGCAAAGUAGGUGCAAUCCCUAUGGAUUAAGGGUAAAUGUAAGUGGAGGUGUAGAGGGUUUAGGUUUUUUCUCUACUAUCAAAGUCACCAAAUCCUUUCACUGAUUCAUCUUAUUAAUUGCUUUUUGAAUUAGCUCUGUCUAGAGCCUGACUGCCUUCACAUUCAUUGUGCACAUCGUGGAUUAAAGUGGAAGAUAUUCCCAGGAAGUUGGCCUUUCAGUUUAUUUUUGUAACCCUUAUUUUAAAGUUUAACUGAAACCCAACCCUUUUGCUUCAUUAUUUUUGAUGCCAGUCCCUAAUAGAUCUCCUCAAGCCUAAACACACGAGCAAUGCUCACAGUUGAUCUGAAGAAGAGUUCGGCAUUGGAGAGGAAUAAAUCUGCUUUUGUUAGCUUGUGUCACUGUUUUGAUUCCCUUUGUGUGUAGGUAUAUCAUCACGGAUGCAGAAGAUAAGACCAGAUGAUAGCAGCACAAGCAGGCAAAAUUUAACACUUUAAACAUAUUCCAUUGUACUUUUGGAAGUAUGGAUGCAUCUGCACAAAUUUCCACUCCCUCAUUUAAAAAAGAAUAUUUUAAGCCGAUAGUUAUUAUUUGUGAUGUUGCUGCGAUGAAUGGAAUGAGAAUUAUAAAUGAGGGAGACCUAUGCGCAUGACCAGAGAGUGUUAUAAUAGGAUUAAGAAGCAGUUCUAGUAGAUUCAAGUUAAUUGCAUUGCCCAUUGUCUCCAAUUCCCAACGUUCUGAACUCUUCAGUGAACUUUGCCCAAGUCCAUAUUACGGAGGUCAGUACCUGACUAGAUAUCCAUGUUUUCAGUUACAAAUUAACUCUAUUAGCACAAAUUGGGAAUGAGCAGAACAUUUUAAGCCACUUCCAUUUGCAUAUAAAUUCCAUGAAGGAGAAUCAUGGUUGAGCUGUUUUCACUGUUAGUGAUACAGUGUACAAUUUUGUACAUUUUUUAAUCUAUUGUGCAAUAAAAUUGAGUCAUUUUGAACAUCAUUUGACAGCUUGUAUGUUGAAGCUCACAUUGUUCACUCUGGGAGUUUUUUAUCUUUUUGUAUUGAAAAGUUAUGCAAUAAAGCGUAUUGCCAAGUACUGCACAGCGUUACAUGUUGAACAUUAAUAAACUUUUGUGUUAUCUAAA
This is a messenger RNA of Carcharodon carcharias (great white shark), 2920 nucleotides long. Its product is annotated as sorting nexin-31-like. The record is from RefSeq and is a predicted model, not a curated record. Gene Ontology annotation, molecular function: phosphatidylinositol binding. Gene Ontology annotation, biological process: intracellular protein transport. NCBI's taxonomy places the organism in Eukaryota, Metazoa, Chordata, Chondrichthyes, Lamniformes, Lamnidae. Bases 230 to 1480 code for a protein of 416 amino acids. Gene Ontology annotation, cellular component: early endosome. The transcript is spliced from 14 exons.